This is a messenger RNA of Actinia tenebrosa (Australian red waratah sea anemone), 2189 nucleotides long. RefSeq names its product NADP-dependent malic enzyme. Gene Ontology annotation, molecular function: NAD binding; malate dehydrogenase (decarboxylating) (NADP+) activity. Gene Ontology annotation, cellular component: mitochondrion. The record is from RefSeq and is a predicted model, not a curated record. NCBI's taxonomy places the organism in Eukaryota, Metazoa, Cnidaria, Anthozoa, Actiniaria, Actiniidae. Gene Ontology annotation, biological process: pyruvate metabolic process; malate metabolic process.
AAAUCUGCUUUCCUGAUCUUUUCCGUCUCCGGUUAAAUUUAAAAUCAAUAACWCCUCCAUUCAUUUCUAAGGGUUUUUUUUCGGAGUCAAACUUGUACAUGCAAGCAAAAUAACCUUAUAAUUUCUGGACGGUGUUUUGGUCUGUCAUAUUGUCAGCUAUGCUUACUGYUGUAAAGGGAGUUCCAACCCUUUCUUCUCGAGUUGGUAGCCUUUUCAAAUCAUUAAAUUUGAAAGWAAGUCACUCRGUGAGGCUUGCAGCUACACGGAGGAUUUUUACUGCAACUACAGCGUAUUUCAGAAUGACAGAAGAAAAAAGGGUCAACAAAAUUCCUACUAUUCGUGGUACGGAUAUUAUGUACGACAGCCGCUUGAAUAAGGGUCUUGCAUUCACACUCCAAGAAAGGCAAAUCCUUGGCAUUCAAGGAUUGCUGCCGCCCUACGUKUCGGAUCAGGAUACCCAAGCCAAGCGAGUUUAUGCAGAGUUGCAUAGAAAAACAAGUGAUUUGGAGAAGUACAUUCAGCUUAUGGCCUUGCUGGAAAGGAAUGAAGCCUUAUUCUUCAGAGUAUUAUUUGACCACACAGAAGAAAUAAUGCCGAUAGURUACACUCCGACAGUAGGGCUGGCUUGUCAGAAAUAUGGAAUGAUAUUCCGACGACCAAGAGGGCUGUUUGUCUCUAUCUAUGACAAAGGGCAUGUUAAUGAAAUUGUUGCUAAUUGGCCCAUACAAGAUGUUAAGGCCAUUGUCAUGACUGAUGGAGAACGUAUUCUUGGUCUGGGUGACCUUGGUUGCUGUGGCAUGGGUAUUCCUGUGGGAAAGCUWGCUUUGUACACUGUUUGUGGAGGUAUUAACCCCAGAAGUUGUCUGCCUGUCAUGAUAGAUGUUGGCACCAAUAACCAGUCCCUGCUUGACGAUCCCUUUUACAUCGGAGUCCGGCAGAAGUGUGACAACUCUGAAGCAUAUGAUGAACUCAUUGAUGAGUUUAUCCAAGCUGCUUUACAAAGAUUUGGUCCAACAACAUUGAUUCAGUUUGAAGACUUUGGCAACCACAAUGCUUUUAGAUUACUUGAGAAGUAUCGGAACAAGAUCUGCACUUUUAAUGAUGACAUCCAAGGAACUGCAGCUGUUGCUGUUGCUGGAAUCCUUGCCUCCCUAAAAAUCACCAAAACAAAACUUUCAGAUCAGCAAAUAGUCUUUCAAGGUGCUGGUGAGGCUGCCAUUGGCAUUGCAAACUUGUUAGUGCGUGCGAUGAAGAAAGAAGGGCUGUCAGAAGAAGAAGCAAAAAUGAAAAUCUGGCUGGUUGACUCAAAGGGACUCGUAGUUAAGGACCGCGCAGUGGGUGGUUUGAAUGCACACAAACUGGUGUAUGCCCACCAAACAAAAUAUAUCGAUAACAUGACGGAUGUAAUCAAGGAAGUCAAGCCAACUGCUAUAAUAGGUGUUGCUGCUGUACCUGGAGCCUUCACAGAAGAGAUCUGCAGGRACAUGGCUUCAUUUAACAAGCGUCCUAUCAUCUUUGCCUUGAGYAAUCCAACAUCAAAAGCAGAGUGUCAAGCAGUAGAUGCCUAUACAUGGACUGAUCAGGGCAACAAUUCCUAUAUAUUCCCAGGACUGGCUUUGGGAGUGAUUGCAUGCGAGGCGGUUCAUAUCACAGACAGUAUGUUCCUUACUGCAGCUGAAUCCCUGGCAGAUCAAGUGACGCAGACGCAGCUUGACAAAGGUUCCCUCUACCCUCCCCUGGGUGAGAUCCGUCAAGUCUCCAUCAAAGUAGCAACGAAAGUAGCCGAGACGGCUUAUCGGGAGGGGCUGGCUUCUGAACUAYCGGAACCGGAAGACAAGGAGGAAUUGGUCAAACAGCAUGUCUAUGACCCCAGCUACAUGUCUUACAUCCCGUUGACCUAUGAAUACCCCACAUCCCAAGGUCCUAAAAUAUAAAAACUCUAAUCGGCAAUGAGCUUUUAUCGGGUAUUUUUAAACUAUCAAAACAGAAAAAUAACUACUAUAGCUGGAAAGAGCRUAUUAAAAUCAAUCAAACUGUGAAGUUUAAAGGAAACGAGCUUAAGACUUGCGAAGAUUAUUUUUCUGUCCAAUUCGUCAUCUUGGGAUUACUUGAUAAAAGCUUAUUCAACACGGAUUUUAGUCACUUUGUUCAAAAGUAUUUUUUUAGCGAAUUCUAAAAUAAUUUUAUUA